CCCAGAAUCCUAUCUGGAACUAGCCCCUCCUCCUCCUCGUCACGUUGCCUGGUUACCUGGCGUCCUAAGCAAAGGGGUACGCCUUCGUCUGCGUUUGGAUCACCGCGACAACCGGGGACGGGGCUGCUGGCAGCUGGUGGACUUGGAGGCGGAGUCACAGCAAGUUGGGCGGAGGCUGAGGAGCAGCCCCCCCAACACCUGCGCUCAAAGUCUGAUGAGUACGUUAUCUGCCAGCUCAGAAAUGCAGACCCCUUCGCUCGGCCCCCAGUUUUCAGCGGGGUCCCAGGGUAAGGUACCUGGCAGGAAGAGAGGACGGCCUCCGAUCCGCAAACUGGAGUUCCAGAGUCACUACGUUGAAGAUAUGUCGCCUCUCAAAGUCCCGAAGAAGAGAGGCAGGAAACCGGGCUUCAAGCUGAAGCCCAGGAUGGUGAUGUCCCCACUCGCUAACUCCCCCCCCGGCAACACCCCAGAGCCUGAGAUGGGCUCCCUCCCCCAGGACGCUGCCAUCGUCCCCCACUCUGCCACCCCACAAGCUCUCACAGCGGAAACGUCCAUGCCUGAUGACUUCCUAUGCGACCCACCAAUGGACUCCAAGCGUUAUGCUGUUGAUCCCAGUGACUCUGCCUUCAAUGUCAUGACAUCCCAGUACCCACCAAAGCGGUCCUAUAGUUACCGUGGCAGCAGUUGCUCUACCCCGAUGGGCCUGUGCAGACAAGCAUCAAGCCCAGGAAGCUUCCAGGAAGUCAACAGGAAUGCUUACACUCCAGACUCCGCAGAGUCCAAGCGUCCUGCGGGUAAAGACCCCUCCAGGUGGGGGGUGGAGGAAGUCGUCUGGUUCAUCAAAGAUGCUGACCCCCAGGCCCUGGGCCCCCACGCUGAAGCCUUCAGGAAGCAUGAGAUAGACGGAGACGCUCUGCUCUUGCUGAAAAGUGAGAUGAUGAUGAAGUAUCUAGGACUGAAGCUGGGACCUGCGCUCAAACUCUGUUACCACAUAGACCGGCUGAAACAGAAUCGGUUGUGAUUUGCUGCUGAGGAGCCAAACUCCUGGUCACAUCACUCUGAACUGUAUCUGACGAUUCUCAUAAACGUUCUCUACCUUCAGCAAUACAUCAUGGACGCCUUUGGAUCCUGGUUUUCUGUUGAAACAUUUGACAUGUUGACUGUACAUUUAAGGACUAUUUGAAAACAUGAUUUAAUAUCCACCAUUGUUGAUCAGGUUUCUAAACGUAUUGUAAAUAUUUUGGCUCUACGAAGAUUGGAAGCUACUGUAUAUAAAAACCCUUCCACAUCUGACCAUCAACAGCAUGAACACCUCUGAAAACCUUCUGAGACAGGCAGCUGUACAUCCUGUUUGGUGCUUUACCUCCAUAUCGUUUUGAACUUGAAGAAGUCUUUGGGUUAAGGCACAAUGCUGCUGCAUUUUUUAAAUAAUUGUGGUCGUUUUGUUCUAAACUGUUGUAAAUAUUGACAAACGACACAAACUGUAAUUUCUCAAACUCUUCAGCAAGCAUUAACAUCUUUUGAACUUUUUAUAAAUACUAAAGAAGUGAGAAGGGAAACAAAGGGUAACGAAGAAAAGUUUACCACACACCACAGCGUAACUGUGAAGCGACAACGUCAAAAAGGUGCAGCGUUCAUAGUGAGAGGAAGGAAAGCAGACACGUUAUUCACGUUGUUCUCAUCAAUUGUACAUCAUGUUACUGUGGCAAAAACCUACUUGUAGCAAAAAACUCAUAGAGUGCAACUUGGUGCUUCCCGAGAUCUCACUUAACAAUAACAUUACUCUCCUCAGAUAAUGAAAACACAACCUCAAUCCUUUUUUUCCGUUUGGUUCUUUAAAAACAAAACCAGGAGUAUUCAGUCAGUAUUCAAAGAUUACAAACUGUUAAAUUAACUAUCUUGAGCAUUAUUAUUUACAUUUUUGCAGCCCCGAUACAGCUUUGCUGUAAUACAUUGUAUAGACAUCAACCUGUAUUCACACAUGCAGUUUAUGACACACUUUUACAACUCUUGAGGUUUAAACACAAUGUUUUUUUUCUAACUGUACAGUACUUGUUAAUAUUUGCAAUCUAUGGUGUUUUAUGUGUAUUCCUUAAACAAAAUAACAAACAAAUGUUACAGCCACAUUUAUUAUGUCUAUGUAUGAGUUAUGUAUUGUAACGACUGAGGGAGCUAGGUGAUGCAUUCAACUUUCACAUUCAUUUUUCCAAUUUACCUUUUAAAAUCUGAAAACUUAAUGUAAUUGGAUCCAAGGAAACAAGCCAAUUUGGUUGUCUCAGGCUUAUUUACCCACAUAAACCAUUUGAAAUGUACAACAAAUAUUUAUUACACCACAUCCUUAACCAAUGUAAAUGACUUUUUGACUCCCUAAUGACCUUCCUUUUCUUUUUAAUGUUUUUUUAUUGAAUACUUUUUCCAAAGAAAA
Notothenia coriiceps (black rockcod) is the source of this 2425-nucleotide messenger RNA. RefSeq names its product Scm polycomb group protein like 4 (gene scml4). The transcript has 6 exons. The coding region runs from base 215 to 1021 and encodes 268 amino acids. NCBI's taxonomy places the organism in Eukaryota, Metazoa, Chordata, Actinopteri, Perciformes, Nototheniidae. Gene Ontology annotation, biological process: negative regulation of DNA-templated transcription. The record is from RefSeq and is a predicted model, not a curated record. Gene Ontology annotation, cellular component: nucleus. Gene Ontology annotation, molecular function: chromatin binding; histone binding.